Messenger RNA from Fulvia fulva, 1356 nucleotides. RefSeq lists its product as uncharacterized. The record is from RefSeq and is a predicted model, not a curated record. The coding region runs from base 1 to 1356 and encodes 451 amino acids. The transcript has a single exon. Lineage: Eukaryota; Fungi; Ascomycota; Dothideomycetes; Mycosphaerellales; Mycosphaerellaceae.
AUGGAACAUGGGACCGCCUCGACUGGCGGCAGCGGCGACCGCCGUAAGACUGUAUCCGGACCAUUCCCUCCCUUCGACGUCAACUACGCCGAAAACGAUGGCCACAUCAAGUUUUCCUCCGAGACAAUGCGCUUCCCAUGGAGUGCCACCGAUGCCCCGUCCUCGCCGACUACACCUACCGGACCAGUAGCGUCGACACAUAGCAAAUCAACAGCCCACAAGCGCAGCCUGAGUGGCAGCAUACUGGCCAAGUUCAACUUCCUCGGACGACCGCCUUCCAGAGGGGAGCAAGAUGGACCACCCACUCCGAAAAGCCCCAAGAGCACCAAGAGCAGGAAGAGCAUCGACGAUGACAACGAGACGGCUGUCUCACCUGUGUCGCCAGUCAAAGGCGAGAGCGCCAUGGCGGCAGCGUUGAAGUCCACCAAGACGCGAAAGCGCAAGGGCUCGCUGCGAAAGACUGCUCUACUAGGUGGACGAAGACUGGUCACGGAGGGCAGAGAACGGAAGAAUAGUCUUCUUCAGCGGAGCCCUUCGUCGAAACAAGUCACACCUGUGCCUGCACAACAGCCACUCCCAGUUGGUCCUGCAGAACCUAUCGCGGUGGACUUCAAUCAGCCGGUAUAUGCACAGAGCAACGAUAGCAAUAGCAGUCUGCGCAACAACUUCAGCUAUGAAUCAGUGGACGCGAACAAUAGCAGUGAUAGUGGCUGGUCAGAAUCUGCUGCGGCUGCAUCGGCGCGACUGUCACUUCUCACAGAGCACAAAGCACAACACACGGAUCGAAAGACAUCGACAGAACUCACGAGCCCCCUUGAGCUCAAAAGCCCUGUCAGCCAAGCGAGCUACACGAGCACAACCGACGACGACGACGUUCUCACUUUCGACCGGUCAGCUAACAGCUUCGCCGCACAAAGUCUGUCACUCCAGCCUCUCUCUCCAACAGCCACCAGCUACUUCCCAUCCGUAGCCUCCGUGUCCGACGUCUCCAUCGCCCGCCGUCUCAGCUCCAAGAAACGAUCCUCACCACUUUCCCACAACAUCACAACCUUGACGUCAUUCCCCGAGCCAGAAACGCAUGACUAUACGGAGACCGAGUUCUGGGGCUGGGUCAUCUUGUUCGUCACUUGGCUUACGUUUACUGUUGGGAUGGGAAGUUGCUUGGAGAUCUGGAGUUGGGCCUGGGAUGUGGGUGAGACGCCGUCUGCACCGCCGGAUCUUGAGGAUGAUCCUACUUUGCCGAUUGUUGGAUACUAUCCGGCGCUGAUUGUCCUGACGGGUGUGGUCGCUUGGGUCUGGAUUACGGUUGCUUGGAUCGGGAUGAAGUAUUUUAGGCAUGCUAAGAUUGAGGUGUGA